Aphanomyces astaci is the source of this 213-nucleotide messenger RNA. RefSeq lists its product as hypothetical. NCBI's taxonomy places the organism in Eukaryota, Oomycota, Saprolegniomycetes, Saprolegniales, Verrucalvaceae. The transcript has 2 exons. Bases 1 to 213 code for a protein of 70 amino acids. The record is from RefSeq and is a predicted model, not a curated record.
AUGACCCUCCUGGUGCUGGAUCUGCGUCGCCUCCGGAAGACCGCCCCCGGGUUUCACCUGACGCUCCACUCUCUGGGGCGUCAGGCAGUCGACUCCCUUUGGAAAGCUCCACUGUGGAACGACUGCCGAUGUCUAGCCAAGACCUCACUCAGCCGGGUGCCCCUCGAGACGGUGGUCGUGUGCAAACGUCCCCCGUGCGACGUGACGCGGUAG